Vicia villosa (hairy vetch) is the source of this 1332-nucleotide messenger RNA. Its product is annotated as 1-aminocyclopropane-1-carboxylate oxidase 5-like. The record is from RefSeq and is a predicted model, not a curated record. The coding region runs from base 105 to 1031 and encodes 308 amino acids. The transcript has 3 exons. NCBI's taxonomy places the organism in Eukaryota, Viridiplantae, Streptophyta, Magnoliopsida, Fabales, Fabaceae.
CUAACCUACAACUCUAACAAAUCACACCAAACACAAAUCUCAAACAGCCUUUCAUAUUCACACACUUGCAUACUCAUUUUCUUAUAAUAACUUUUCUGAUCUAAAUGGCAGUUCCAGUCAUUGAUUUCUCAAAGCUGAAUGGUGAAGAAAGGGCCAAAACUAUGCAACAGAUUGCUAAUGGCUGUGAAGAAUGGGGAUUCUUCCAGUUGAUCAAUCAUGGCAUUUCUGAGGAACUUCUUGAAAGAGUGAAGAAGGUUACCACUGAGUUCUAUAAGGUGGAAAGAGAGGAGAACUUCAAGAACUCGGCAACGGUUAAGCUUCUGAAUGAUAUAGCUGAAAAGAAAAGCAGUGAAAAUUUGGAGAAUGUGGACUGGGAGGAUGUUAUCACUCUGCUGGAUGACAAUGAAUGGCCAGAAAAUACACCAAGUUUCAGGGAAACCAUGUCAGAAUAUCGGUCUGAGUUAAAGAAACUGGCGGAGAAGCUCACUGAAGUUAUGGAUGAGAAUCUGGGCUUACCAAAAGGAUACAUUAAGAAAGCACUGAACGGGGGAGAAGGAGACAAUGCUUUCUUUGGCACUAAGGUCAGCCACUACCCACCCUGUCCCUAUCCAGAACUCGUGAACGGACUACGAGCUCACACGGAUGCAGGAGGUGUCAUCCUACUGUUCCAAGAUGACAAGGCUGGAGGCCUUCAAAUGCUCAAAGAUGGGGAAUGGCUUGAUGUCCAACCUUUGCCAAAUGCCAUUGUGAUCAACACUGGGGAUCAGAUUGAGGUACUGAGCAAUGGCAGAUACAAGAGUUGUUGGCAUAGGGUUCUGAGCGCUACAGAGGGGAACAGGAGGUCAAUUGCUUCCUUCUAUAACCCACCACUCAAAGCCACCAUAAGUCCUGCACCACAAUUGGCUGAAAAAGAAAACCAACAUGUCGAUGAUACUUAUCCUAAAUUUGUUUUUGGUGACUACAUGUCUAUCUAUGCUGAGCAGAAGUUUCUCCCCAAGGAACCAAGGUUUAGAGCUGUUAAAGCCAUUUGAAAGAAGAAAAAAAAAAACUUGCUUUUAUAUAGAAAUCUGGAAGAAAAAAAAUUGUCUUUUAUUUUAUUUCCGGGUCUCUGUUUUAUAAGACAUGGUUGACAAUAGCAAAGAAUACCACAUGGUUGUAAUUCUAUCUAUAAUGGGAACCAUUGUGGGUAUUAGUAUAUUUCGUUUUCUAGAAUGUUUGGCUUUAUCUUUAGCUGUCAUGGUGGGAGAUUGUAUGCAUUUACCUGGGCUUGCUUUGUAUAAUACUACUGUUACAUAAAUUCUAAUCUAAAGUUAUCCUUCGUGAGUUUCUCUC